This is a messenger RNA of Camelina sativa (false flax), 1083 nucleotides long. Its product is annotated as cinnamoyl-CoA reductase-like SNL6. The record is from RefSeq and is a predicted model, not a curated record. Gene Ontology annotation, molecular function: oxidoreductase activity, acting on the CH-OH group of donors, NAD or NADP as acceptor. Lineage: Eukaryota; Viridiplantae; Streptophyta; Magnoliopsida; Brassicales; Brassicaceae.
CCAAAAGAAAAAAAAACAACUAUGAGAAUCGUUCCUAAGACAGAUAACUACGAAACUGAGCUUGCGGAGCUAACUUUAUCCGUUAACGUCUCCACCGCGACUAAGAGAAGAAAACAAGAAGAUGAAAAAUGGUUCAAACGGUCCGAAAAAAGCAUUUAUGAUUACAAUCUUGAUGAAGACAAUCCUAAGGUUGUAUGCAUAACGGACGGUGUCACAUUUGUCGGCCGGGCUAUUGUAGAACGGCUCUUGCUCCAUGGCUACACCGUUCGAGUCAUCGUCAAUACGCCAGAUGAGCUUGAGAGAGUGAGGGUAAUGAAGGAUGAGAUGGCUAAGUUUUAUGGGAGGAUCGAAGCAGUGUCGGCCAAGUUAACAGAAAUAGAGAGCUUAGUUGAUGCAUUUGAUGGGUGUUACGGCGUUUUCCACACUUCCGGUUUCAUAGACCCAUCUGGGGUCUCUGGCUACUCCAAAUAUAUGGCUGAGAUAGAAGCAAAAGUUAGUGAAAACGUGAUGAACGCAUGUUCGAUGACACAAUCGGUGAGGAGAUGCCUCAUGACUUCUUCUUUGCUAGCUUGCCUAUGGCAAAACAACACGCAGUUGGAUCGCCGUUCUGUGAUUGAUCACUCUAGCUGGAGCGACGAGUCUCUUUGCAAGGACAAAAAACUGUGGUAUGCAUUAGGGAAGCUCAAAGCAGAAAAAAUUGCAUGGAAGAUUGCAGAAAAUAAAGGAUUCAAACUCGUAACAAUAUGUGCGGCUCUUGUCACGUCCCCUAACAUACUUCAACAUAAUUCUACCCCUACAAUAGCUUAUCUUAAAGGAGGCGAGGAGAUGUAUCGAAAUGGUGUACUAGCCACCGUGGAUGUUAACACGCUAGCAAAAGUACAUGUGCGGGUAUACGAGGAAAUGAGACAGCGAUUAAUCUACAAAGGAUUCGAGGGGACAAGUAUUAUUAUUGCUACAUGGACCGUACGAACCCGUUUUGCUUAUCAAACAGAAGACUUUCUUCCCUAAUGUCUACUAUAUAUCCGAUUAGUUGUCUUGGAUCUUAAUUAUAUUUGCUUUGUGAAGUAUUCCUUAUUUUUGUUA